Messenger RNA from Dentiscutata heterogama, 362 nucleotides. The record is from the annotation of a GenBank genome assembly. NCBI's taxonomy places the organism in Eukaryota, Fungi, Glomeromycota, Glomeromycetes, Diversisporales, Gigasporaceae.
CAAGUAGGUGUUGGAGAAAGAUUUCUGGAUUCAAAUAUUUUAUUCAGUUUCAAAGCUUCUGAUCCGAGUAAAUAUCAAUUACCUAAAUAUGCUACACUGAAUUUUGCUAAUUCACUAUUCAAGAAGCCUACUGAUGUCACACUUGAAGUUAAUGAAGGAGCGUAUUAUUGUUUUCAAGGAAAUCAUACACUUAAUGAAAGUAUUCUGGAUGAAACUGAGGAUAAAUCUUUUCAAGGUAUUCAAAAAACUAUUAAUGCUAUUGCAAUUAACCCUAAUUGUGAUAUUAGAGAGUUAGAUGAAAAAUUUCUAGAAUGUCUAAACUGGGAAAAUAUUGGUGUUGUCCCAGAAUUAGAAGUUGACAU